UUGUUGCUGAAUUGCCCUCUUCUACUAUUUAUAACACAAAAGUUGCAGCAAAUUGCAUUCAACUCACUCUUCAAGAUUUAAAUCUAUGGAUAUUGAAUUAUCAUCUUCUUCGAGUAUCCUCUUUUCAUCUCUCAUAUUUUUUGCUUUCCUAUGGAACCUAAUCUCCCGGUCGAACCGUGGCCGGAGUUCGGCCAAUCUUCCUCCGGGGCCAAGAAAGCUGCCGGUCAUCGGGAACUUGCACCUCCUCAUUAGUUCCCGACCUCCCCAUCAUAUUUUAGCCGACUUGGCGUCGAAAUAUGGGCCGAUGAUGCACUUGCGGCUAGGUGAAAUCAGCACGGUUAUUGUAUCGUCGCCGGAGGCAGCAAAAGAGGUCUUGAAGACGCACGACAUCAACUUCGCAAACAGGCCAUCAAGCCUUGCGACGAAGAUUUUAUCAUAUGAUUAUUCUAACAUAGCUUCCUCAUCGUAUGGCGAAUACUGGAGACAGUUGCGAAAAAUUUGCACGAUGGAGCUGUUGAGCGCAAAGCGUGUCCAAUCUUAUCGUCCCUUAAGGGAAGAAGUGUUUUUCGAUAUGUGCAGCUUGAUAGCUUCGGAAGAAGGCUCGUCGAUCAACUUGACUGAUAAAGUUUCCUUGGCGACUUGUGACAUGAUUUUGGGGGCAUCCCUUGGCAGUAAGAUUGAUGAACACACAGCUUUGGUAUCCAUAGUGAAAGAACUUUUUGAGUUAGCCGGAGGAUUUUAUGUCGGCGAUCUGUUUCCCUCCAUCAGUUUGUUGCAAGUGAUCGGUGGAUUUAGAGGCCGCGUGGAGAAGGUGCACAAACUAUUCGAUACCAUACUCCAGAAGAUUAUCGACAGUCGAAAAGUAGCCAAUUCUCAAGAUGAACAGCAGGAAAAAUUAGUCGAUAUUCUCCUCAAGUUCCAUAAGGAUACCGGGCAUGAGCUCGGCUUAAGCGAUGACAAUAUAAAAGCUGUGCUACAGGAUAUGUUCAUUGCUGGAAUCGAAACAUCUUCUGCUACUACAGAUUGGGCUAUGGCGGAAUUGAUGAGACAUCCCAGUGUCCUUAAGAAGGCACAAGAUGAGGUGAGACGGGUUUUUCGUGACAAGGGGUUUGUUGAUGAGUCCGACUUCGAUGAGCUAAAGUACCUAAAGUUAGUAAUGAAGGAGACUUUCCGAAUGCACCCGGCCGGGCCUCUACUCGUCCCGCGAGUAAGCAAAGAUACCUCGGAGAUCCAUGGAUACACAAUACCUGCAAAAACAAAUGUUUUGGUGAAUGCAUGGGCCAUUGCAAGAGAUCCCAAAAUCUGGAAAGAUGCCGACAGCUUUAUACCAGAGAGAUUUCUCGAUAACAAUAUUUCAUUCGAUUACAACGGGAAGAAUUUUGAAUUCAUCCCUUUUGGUUCUGGCAGAAGGAUUUGCCCUGGAAUGUCAUUCGGCCUUGCCAAUGUCGACCUCCCAUUGGCAAUGUUACUCUACCACUUUGAUUGGGUUUUGCCACAGGGAAUGAAACCUGAAGAUGUCGACAUGGAAGAAACCUUCGGCAGUACAGCAACAAGAAAAACUCCUCUUUACGUGAUUCCCAAAUUGAAAAACCCUUUGGCUUCAAAGUAAAAUCGAGGGACACUAUCUUCCAUUUCAUGUUCGGGCCAUUUCAUAAUCAUGGAUAAUUGUUAUACAGCAUAGAAGUUGUAACUUAUGAGCUGAAGUUUCGAGUGGAAUACAAGGCGACGAAUUAGUAUACGCAUUCGUUUCAGAUCGAAUAAUUAAUUAACAAUAGGUGUGCAAAAAAUAAUAACAGCCCGAAAGCUCAAAAACUCGUAUUGGAACCUUAAAAAAAUAGGCUAGAAAAUUUAUAAUAU
Molecule: messenger RNA, 1857 nt
Organism: Andrographis paniculata
Lineage: Eukaryota; Viridiplantae; Streptophyta; Magnoliopsida; Lamiales; Acanthaceae
Product: salviol synthase-like
Exons: 2
Coding region: 86-1609 (507 amino acids)
Molecular function (GO): heme binding; iron ion binding; monooxygenase activity
Source: RefSeq, a predicted model, not a curated record